AUGGUUGAGGAGGCAAGCCAACCUCUGUUGAAUAAGGAUAUCGACAGUCUACCACUUCGUCGAUCAUCUUCUACAGACAAAUCGUUGCAGGAUCUUUCUGCCGAAUCUCCUCAACCGUUAGAAUUACCCUCCGAAUCGACCCCCCUUCUUAUACAUUCGAAUGACGAACUAUGGUCUUACGGUGGCGUCGAGCCCACAAUAUUGUCUUCCUCUGAGCAACGGGAUAAUCCCCUGUAUGUAGAUCCGAGGCGACGACGCAGCAGCGUGCGAUGGCGGAUCUUGUGCAUAUGUUUGACACUGACCGCUGUUGUGGCCAUCCUGAUCUUCGCCUUUGUCGCCCCAGCGGUUGUGAAACAAUACGUGAAGGAGGCUGCCGUCUUCAGGCCGACCAGUGUGUCAAUUGAAUCGGCCACGGCGAAUGGGGUGCAAACAAGGGUCCAAGGGGAGCUCGUGCUGGAUGCAAACCGCGUGCAAAGAAGCUCGGUGCGCUACCUGGGUCGUUUGGUCACCUGGGUGGGAAGGGAGAUCGAAACAAGCGAGUCGGACGCCCAAAUCUAUCUUCCGGAGUAUGGGAAUAUACUCGUUGCCACGGCAUCCCUACCUUCUAUCAAGAUUAAUAUCCAGAAUGGCCACAUGAAUCAGAUCGGGGUUUUGGCAGAGCUGGUAGCGGGCGACAUUAACGGAAUCCGGUCGGUGGCGGUGGACUGGUUAGAAGGAAGACUGGGGCAGCUGAAAGUCAAUGGGAUUGCAACAACACGUUUGAAAUCAGGACUGCUGAACUUGGGAGAUCAGAUUCUAAUGGAUUCGAUUACUGUGAAAGAGGAUGAUUUUCCACAGUUACCCGCCGUCAGUAUAUCCAAGUUCAACGUACACGAUGCAGACCCGUCAGAAGGGAAAGGGGCGAUGGUAGUGGAUCUUUCGGUUGCUGCCAUCCUUGACUCUCCUUUCUCUCUUAGAAUCCCACCCCUUGGGUUCGAAGUGAUGGUCCCUAAUUGUUCUCCUGGGGAUCCGUAUAUAUCCGUAGCGGAUGUCAUGACAAGAGAGUUCCCCGUUGUACCAGGUCACCACGUUUCCUCCGUUGAAGUUAUCGGGGAUAUCCGGGGUCUUUCCAAUGAGCUAACGAGGACAUGUUCCGGGAGGAAGAAAUCUCCCCUGGAUUUCCUGGUUAAGAAUUACAUGCACGGUCUUCGAACCACCGUCUAUGUCCGUGGAGCGGACACCCCUAUAGUGGGCACCCCUGAGUGGGUGGUAGACAUUCUGAAGAGCGUAGUAAUCCCGUUGUCCUUCACCGGGCGUGCUCUUGAUAACCUGGUCAAGAAAUUCACCAUGUCCGAUGUGCAUUUCGUUUUGCCGAACCCUAUGGCAGAACCCGACUCUCCUGAAUCCCAACCAAAGGUUUCUGCACUGGUAAAAGUGCUCCUUGGGUUACCAAAACAACUAGACUUUCAACUUGAAGUCCCACGCGUUCGCGCCGUUGCCGACGUUUACUACCGUGGAGAUAAGCUUGGGGUUUUGAGGCUGCAGGAAUGGCAACCGGCUAAUUCAACUCUAAUAGAAGAUGGUCUACUCGUGGAUUUCGCCAUGAAGAAUGCGCCCCUUGAGGUGACCGAUGCGGAUAUCUUGACCGAUGUCCUCCAGGACUUGAUCUUCAAAGGAGAAACCGUUAACCUCACCGUCGCCGCAAACGUGGAUGCGGAAGUCUCCACGAGACUGGGACGGUUUGUCAUCCGUGAAAUUCCAGCAGAGGGGCAGGUGAAUGUUCAACCACCAUACGGUGGCUCAUUCGACCAGCUUAAUCCGCAGAUCGAGUCGCUGGAGCUGGGUCCAACAACCGAGUCGUCUCUUGUCGUGAAAGCGAAAGUUAACAUUACAAAUCCUUCUCCAUACUCUGCAUCGGUGCCAUUUGUAGACCUCCUGUUAAUCUACAAUGCCACUAAAGUCGCCCACAUCACAGGUCGAGACCUGAUGCUCGUUCCAGGAGUAAAUACAGGCCUCUCUCUCGACUUAGAAUGGAGUCCAUUAGACCUAGACGGUCCAACUGGUCAAAAUGCUGGUCGUGAGUUGAUCUCACAAUAUGUUUCAGGAUCUAACGCCACCGUUACUGUGCAAAGUCACAACGGUACUAUCCCAUCUCUGCCACAACUUGGACAGGCAUUAUCCAGAUUAGGAUUUGACUUCCAGGUCCCUAAAGUCCCCGUCCGCCGGGCGCCUGGCAAGGAGCCGGAUGAUGACGAGGGACCGGGAUUCGUUCAAGAUGCCACGCUACAUCUCUGGUCUUCAACGGCCGAAUUCACAUUAUCCUCGCCGUUACCCAACACCACUAUCGUGGUUACCUCGAUAAAAGCCACUGCGCUUUACCAGCAGUACGUAGAGGUGGGCAAGAUCAACUACUACCUUCCCUUCCCGGUACCACCGGGUCUCUCACAGACCCCUCGGUUACCCGUUGAUUUGGACCUGAACGGCAUUGGUCGUGAUGCUUUAAAGAAAGCCCUAGGGGGCUCGCUCGCAUUGGAUGCAGUGGCGGAAAUUGGCGUUCGGGUUCGUAGUUACAGCGAUACCAUCUUCUACCACGGCAAGGGAAUUACAUCGCACGUCAGGCUAUAG
Molecule: messenger RNA, 2604 nt
Organism: Aspergillus tanneri
Lineage: Eukaryota; Fungi; Ascomycota; Eurotiomycetes; Eurotiales; Aspergillaceae
Exons: 5
Coding region: 1-2604 (867 amino acids)
Cellular component (GO): fungal-type vacuole membrane
Source: RefSeq, a predicted model, not a curated record